Brachypodium distachyon (stiff brome) is the source of this 4723-nucleotide messenger RNA. RefSeq lists its product as uncharacterized. The record is from RefSeq and is a predicted model, not a curated record. The coding region runs from base 77 to 3565 and encodes 1162 amino acids. Gene Ontology annotation, biological process: nuclear-transcribed mRNA catabolic process, nonsense-mediated decay. The transcript has 7 exons. Lineage: Eukaryota; Viridiplantae; Streptophyta; Magnoliopsida; Poales; Poaceae.
GAAAAUUUUCUUUUCUUUUACUUGGAUUUGUUUGUCACUGCCGUCCGUCGCGAAGACCACCUCGCCGCCGGCGACGAUGGAGCCGCCGCCGCCGUCGCCGUCGCCGCCUAAGGCGGCGAGCCCCUCCCCCGCCGUCCGCGUGCUCUCUCGCACGCCUCCCCCCACCUCCGCCUCGCCGUCCCACGACGGCGGCGUGGUGGUCGUCGGCUUCGUGGGCGGCGCGGGGAGCGCCGCGCGGCUCGCCGACCGGAUCCUGGAUGCCGCCGUGUUCUCUCCCGGUGGCUCGGCCAGGAACCUCGCCGGGAGCGUCAGGUACCACCGGGAUGGGGAAAGGAAGAUGGUGUUCCUGCACCUCGCGGCCCCGCCCCUGGAGGCGGGGGGCAGUAGCAGCGGCAACGACCUCCGGGAGCUGCUCUUCAUGUUCUCUGUUUGCCAUGUCAUAAUAUUUCUCCAAGAAGGCUUCCGGUUCGACACACAGACCUUGAAGAAUUUUAGACUGCUGCAAUCUUCAAAGCAUGCGUUUGCACCAUUUGUGAGGUCACUAGUAGCACCUGCAACACCAUCCAAAGCUGCUCCUUCUAACACCCCAACGCGGCCUGCCCGCAGGACUUCAUCCAUCUCUCCUCCGGCACGUCGUGGAGGUCAUUCGGGUCGUCAACCCUCAGCCAUCUCGUUGAUGUCAGGAACCCCUUCACAUCAUUUUGUGUUGCCAGGCCAAUGCAUCCCUGUUGUUCUCUUUGUCUUUGAGGAUGAUAUCAUUGAUGGCUCAAGUGCUGUAACGAGUUUGGAUGAUAUGGCGGACACAUCUUCAUCAAAUCAGGCUUCUAGCACUGAUGGCUUGGCAAAACCAAACCCGACUUCUAAAGGUUCUGGCUCAGUGGUUGUGCUUGCUCGUCCAGCAAACAAAUCUGAGGGUAAUUUCAGCAAGAAGCUGCAUUCUUCUCUUGAAGGUCAGAUCCGUUUCUUGCUGAAGAAAUGUCGGACGCUUACCAGUAUGGAGUCAGGGCAUAAUGGUCCAAGGGGGUUUGGUAAUGUGAGCCAUCUUCCGUUGUUCUCACUUGAUACAUCUAGAGUCGUUGCACUGUUGGAUCGGUCAGUUAACAAGAAACGAGAGCCACUGGAUAUCAUUGCGGGACUGUUUGAAGAUUCUUUCAGCUCCAAAUCAUCGUUGGAUGUUGCUUCAUUAGAGAAUAACUGCCAACCAACAAACCAUGAAGAUGUUCAGUUAAUCAAGGAUUUUAUAUUUCGGCAGUCUGAUGGGCUGAGAGGGAAAGGGGGGUAUACUGGCAAUGCAAGUGCUACCUCUGUUGCUGGUGUCGGUAUGGUGGCUGCGGCAGCAGCUGCAGCAGCAGCUUCCGCAGCAGCUGGGAAGCCAGUCAGUGUUCCUGAUCUCCCUAGUUUUGAUAAAUGGUUCUCCGUUAGUACAUCUAUUCUAUCUGGAUUGAUUAGUAGAGGAGAUGAGAUCAGUCGUUGUGAAAACAUGAGUGGAUCAUCUGCUCAUACAAGUUCUAACUUGAAGAACGAGCAACUUCCUUUUGCGGGAUUUAAUGCUAUUGAAACUGCUUUAUCUUGUUUGGAAAGCAACAAGGGACUUAACAUGAAAUUUUCCUCAUCAUGGUGCCAAAGGGUGCUUCCAGUUGCUAAGGAGGUGUACUUGAAAGAUUUGCCUACCUUUUACCCAACUAGUGUGCAUGAAGUGCAGCUACAGAAAGCUCUGCAGUCUUUUCACUCGACAGUUAAAGGACCGGCUGUCAGUGUAUUCUCCAAGAAGCUAGAAGAUGAAUGCAAGACAAUAUGGGAAUCUGGAAGGCAGCAAUGUGAUGCUGUCAGUCUUACUGGCAGGCCUUGCAAGCACCAGCGACACGGUAUGUCAUCUUCAUCAGACACAGUGGAGCAAGAGCAACAUUCUAGUGGAUACGUCUUCCUCCAUGCAUGUGCAUGUGGCCGGUCUCGUCGCCUUAGAGAUGAUCCUUUUGACUUCGAGGCAGCCAAUAUAUCAUUUAACUGCUUCUCCAAUUGUGAAGAUCUAUUACCUACCCUUGUGUUACCGAGGGGGCCUGAUACUGGUUCAUUUCCGGUAUCCUCCUGGCGUUUGGUGCGACUUGGAGGAGCAAGAUAUUACAAGCAAACAAAAGGGUUGCUCCAAGCUGGAUUUUGCUCCAAGGACAAAUAUCUUUUAAGGUGGACAAUAUCUCUUGGCAAAGGACAAGGGAAAAACAGCACUCAUGCUACCGCUAAAUCGUCCUCCAUGACAUCUAAUACAAACCCACAUACUCCACCUGUUGUUGUUUCCAGAGAAGUAAAAUCCACUACAUCCCAAGUCACACCAGAAAAUAAAUCUGUGAAGCUCGAAAAUUCCAGAAAACAACCUGAAGUGCAAUCAUCAAACAAUUCAGCUAUUAAUUUUGGUAAAGGUCUUCCAAAUUUUACUAUGAAGAAGCCUUUUGCUGAAGUUGUUGCCGGUAGCACAGCUAGAGAUACCGAGUUUCCUGCUCUCCAACUGAAGAAACCAGCAAAACCUGGUAGCCGAAAAGAUGACCGGCAAGUGAGUGUAGUGGAACAGACUAAUGGAAGAGGUAAUGCAGCUCUCAGUCAAGGACCUAUAGCUGAAAAUGAAUCCGAGAAGAUGAGCAGAAAUGUUAGUGAAAGUGCUGAUGGGAAGCCCUUCCUACAGAUUGGGAGCAACAUAGUGCCAGUGAUUGUUGGAAAUGACACUAAAGAGGCUACUCAAGCCGAACAGCAGUUUGUAGUGUAUGUCGGAUUUGAGCACGAGUGUUCAAAUGGUCAUCGUUUCUUGCUGUCAGAGAAAUAUCUCAAGGAGAUUGAUUCAUCUUGUUUGCAGCACGAAAGACCUCACCAAAACAAUGAAGCAGAAAGCAAACACAGUUCACAAAAGUUGCUGCCGAAUGCAUCUAAGGUAACAGUAGCAGCAAUAAAUGAAAAUAAUGGACGAAUAGCCAAUAGGACAAUGGAGUCAUCAGGUAGAAAUAGCAGGCAGCAAUUGCUUCAGCCCGGCGUUGAUGUGGAGAUCUUGCAGCCUGCUCAUAUUCUUUCAGAUCCACAUAAUAUAAAAAAGGGAGAGCAUUCUCUUCAAUACACUACAGCUGAUGAUGGUGGAGAGGCAUAUUCACUUUUGAACAGAAAUCUGCCGAUAUAUAUGCACUGCCCACAUUGCAAGAGCUCAGAUAGGAAGGGACAUCAAGACGUAAAGGUUGCUGGUGCUGUGUCACAACUUCAACGUAUUUUUAUCGUAACACCUGAUUUCCCUGUCCUGUUGGCUAGCUGCCCACUUGUACAGUUUGAGGGUUCAUGUUUACCAUCAAAUGUCUCAGAUCGUGACCAACAAGGAUUGUUCAGUCUUGGUUGUCGAGUUGUCCUUCCACCUGAGAGCUUUCUUACCAUGAGGCUUCCAUUUGUCUAUGGUGUCGAGACAAGAGAUGGAAGUACAUUUCCCCUCAAACACUUGGAGCAACAACCAGAUCUUACAGCAUGGCUUGUUGGAGGCACAGCAUUGCAAAUUGUGUCAGUUGGACACAUUACUGAGAAAGAAGCCGCUGUGUUGUGAUAAACCUGGAAUCCACAGCUUUUUUUGGUUCAGGUGUACUCUAUUCUCAUUCAGUGGUGUCCAAUAGCCAAUAGUAUCUCGCACUCAAGGCAUUGGAUUUUGUUGCUUGCCAGUGUAAUUGACAUAGCAUGGUUGCCUCCUGUCAGAGGUGUUUUGCUUAUACUCCUGGAUUUAUGCUGCCAAGCUGUUGGUAUAUCUAUGCGUGGGGGAACAAAGAUUCUCUCAAUGACUACAAGAAUGCUGCACAUGGAUACAUGGAGAGAGCCAGAGAUACAGGCAAUCAGACAUCGGCUGUUUUGUACAUUAAUUAAUAGUUAUCAGUGUGGGUCACGGAAGUUUCUUGGAGACAUGCAUGGUUAAGACAAAAUCCAGAGGAUGACUUUGGAAAAGUAACCUGAAUGAAAACCUUUUUCAUUUCUUCAGCCUUUCCUGGACACGUUAAAGCUCCAGGUUGUCAUCUCGUCUGCAGCCGCUGCUCCUUCUAGGCUGGCUGGAGAGGAGAGAUCUGCAGAAUGUUGGAACCGGAAGGAAACACAUGAACACACCUCCUGUGAUCCUGUCCUGCUUGACAAGUGUAAAGGCACAUCAGAAAAGUGAGAAGAUGGAUGAUGCCAUGCUUGCUUUCUUCCUUCAUCUCACCUGCAAGACAACCGUUUCCACGUGAUCUGAAGAAUCAUUCCAGCUGAACAGAAGGCAAGGCUGUGUACUGCUGGCUGUUAUAGGCCUGACACGUUGUUGCACGGUGAACUUAAACACUGCCCAAGUCGCUGAAGCAUCGGCUUUGAUUUGACAAACAGCUCUGUCUUGCAUCUUUUCUUGGCAGAUGACUGGCUGACUGACUGACUUGGGUUUCUUGAACAAUCUGCAAUCUCCUCCUACCUAAUCGAUGACAAACAGAAGUUUUUCGGCUCAGGCAGAUUGUAACGGCAGUUUUAUUUAUAUAUUUCUGCAGAGAACUAAUUUGCAAAAGCUGCUGGUAAACAGUAGUAGUACUACAUGUCUAUUACCUGUUCACUGUUUCUUCAGUUAGUUUAGGUCUGAUGGCUUGGGCGUGCACCCUUUUCUUGUCUCGAAUGUUUUAAGCAGCAGUUAGAGCCACUUUUUUUCUCAUGUGGGAUGUUCGAUAAUUCAUACUAACUACGGAGUAUUUUUGUUCCU